Molecule: messenger RNA, 2789 nt
Organism: Rhododendron vialii
Lineage: Eukaryota; Viridiplantae; Streptophyta; Magnoliopsida; Ericales; Ericaceae
Exons: 9
Coding region: 1-1428 (475 amino acids)
Source: RefSeq, a predicted model, not a curated record
AUGGUUGUAAGAAUGGUGGUGUUAAUAGACCUUCCCUUUGGAUUACACAUGGGUACGAUUCUGUUCUCCCCCCUUGAAAAGGGUGAACUUUACCCAUUCUCUUAUUGUGGCGCAAACAUUCUAAUCGUUGUUGCAAAGCUUGUUUGGCAGUGUUCUCUGGCUCUUGCUGCUGCUAUAUGUUUGAUGAAUGAGUCUCCCGGAUGCAUUGUUCCCCGAUUAUUAUUUCUUGAAGGCUACCUUAACUGCGAAGAUAAAUCCAAUUGGAGUUGGCCUAAUUGUGUGAAGAUGCAUGUCAUGGGUUCUUUGAUUCUUCAGUGCAGGGUACAGAAGCCCUCUCCGAUUGAGACGGCAGCCGUCCCGCUUGGACUGCAACAAGUGUUACAAUUGUGCAAAGACUUGUCAUUUGGGGACCCAAAAGCUUUAGCCACACCCCCCAGUGGAGAGUAUGUCAGAAAUGAGGUUCUAAAGGUACUGAAUAAUGUGCUCAAGAAAUAUUGUGCUUAUAAAGCUGUUUAUCCCAAAGGAUCUUUAAAUAAAAGAGGAAGUUACUUAUCUGGCCAGCUUAUUUAUGGUGAUUCAAUUUUGGCUUCUAUUGGAUACAAAUGGAAGUCUAGUGACAUCUUCUAUGAGGAUGUGUCCUUGUGCACAUAUUACAGGAUACUUGUAGCAAGUAAAACACCCAGCGGACUUUACAAGUUGUCCAGAGAUGCAGUACUUGCAGCAGAGUUGCCUUCAGCAUUCACUUCGCGAACCAAUUGGAGGGGUUCAUUUCCAAGAGAACUCCUACGUACAUUCUGCUGUCACUGCCGUUUAUCUGAACCUGUCUUCUCUAUCAUCAGUAAUACCCUGGAAUCGUUGACAGAGUUUCCUGGAUCGCAGAAGAAGCUGAAGGUUAAUGAGUCAAGUAACCAAAUAAUAAACGAAGGUGCAAAUGAUAUCAGUGGUUGUGUACCCACGGGAUCCAGAGAGACUUUGAGUUGUGAAGUAAAAAUAUUUUCCAGGUGUCAAGAUUUGAUUAUUAAGUGUUCACCGAAACAAUCUUUUAAGAAGCAGAAUGAUGCCUUUCAGAAUGCUUCUCUGAGAGUUCUCUCAUGGCUGAAUAGGUAUUUUAAGAAAAUAGAUAUGGCUUUAGAGGAGCUGACCUCUUGUGGAGACGUUCUUGACAUCCAAUUUGAUUCCCAACCCUUCAUUAAAGAGUUUUCUCUGGCCGUAUCAGUGUACACUUUUUUGCAUAGCAUUGGGGUUCAAGAGGAAGACAGAGUGUUAGAUUCAGCUUGUAUAAAUCAGCUAAACGGAAUGCUGGGAGAUAAAGUGGGCUUUAUAGACAUCAAAGGUCCCGAUUCUGGAGUCUAUCCUUCUAAUGGGUGGUUGUUUGAGAUAGGGUCUGGUGCUGUGAUUUCCUGCCUGGAUGCCUUGAAUCAGUUGUGACACAGUUUCUGUUGGUCAGUCUGCAAGGUUCUAUAUGAAAUUCCCUCCUCAAGAGUUGAUUGUAGCUUCAGCUCGUGAUUCUUCCUUAAUUCUUCGAGUAUUAACUCCAGGUUUUGAGGAAUUUUGCUGUCUGGUCUGGUUGGUUGGUUGGUUUGGUGAGUGCAGUAUUAGAAAGUGAGGAAUAAGGAGAAAUAUAGUCUUGUUUGUUUGUGUGUUCAGCAACUAUUAAUAUGAUCACUGAAUUCCCUUGUUCACUAUGCCUUGUUUUGUGUUAGUUGAGGGAUUUACUUGAUAGAGGGUUUCUGCACCCACUGGCUUAUAGAUAAAAAUACUCACACAUUCAUAUUUGCAUUGACUCUGAUCUUAUGAACGGAUGAGAAUUGUUAGGGAUUUCUGCAUCUGAUAUGUUUCUUUGAUCUUUAUUAAUUAUUUCGUACUUGUGGAUUUUCCCAGUUGUGAAUUAUUAGAAACAUGAAGGUUUUGAAGUUUUUAGUACCAAUCAAUGCCUGAUUGCUCCUACAUCAGAGGAUAUUAAUUGGUGUGUAGUCAAUGCAGGCAAGAUGAGAUUCAAAAUUUUUUGCCAAUCUCCGUAAGAGGCUGGAAUGUUUUCGUGUAUUGGAGUACGAUGUCGAGAUCAACCCUCGCCACCACCACCAUCUCAAAACCUCCGCCACCUAAAACAACAACACCUAGCCACCAUAAACCAACACCUAGAGCUAGCAAACACCUCCUCCUCCACCUGCACCAACCCGAGUCCGCCGGAAACACAGCCUCCGAGAAGCCCACAAAGAGGAAACGGGAGAGGAGGACCCAAAACCUUACCCUAACCGAAACAGAGCAGAGCCGCCGUACCCCACACCAACCAUCAACCGCCAACCAACCUCCCAGGAGCCACCACACCCCACCAGAAAACCCAACCAGGACUGGAGAAUCCACCAAAUGCCAGCAAACAGCCCACGCCACCAAGAGCUCCGAGCGCAGCCAAAACCCCAUCAGUGACCACCGAGACACCGUCAAUUCGGCUCCCACAAACUACCUGAGGAAACGGCAAUGGUGGUGCCAAUCGCUGCCAGCUGGUGCCACCCGUAAACCCACACAACAAGCCAACGAUCCAGAUCCAUACACUUGUCGUGAAGCCACGUUUGCCGUUAAGCCCAAACUGUGACUACCCAAGAGUAGAAACACCUCAAACACGGUGGGUGGCCUCAUGAGCCUCACCACCUCCCUCAUCAUAUGACCACGCCGUUAAGCCACUGGCAAACCUCCGAUGAGAAGAGAAGGGAGUAAAAGCGGAAGCUGAAACAGCAGAUUAGAGCAGAGGGACGACCCAAUCUGGAACGGUUAGGGAAAGGAGAAGAAAA